This is a messenger RNA of Raphanus sativus (radish), 1365 nucleotides long. RefSeq names its product zinc finger CCCH domain-containing protein 39. Bases 111 to 1202 code for a protein of 363 amino acids. The record is from RefSeq and is a predicted model, not a curated record. Gene Ontology annotation, molecular function: metal ion binding; mRNA binding. Lineage: Eukaryota; Viridiplantae; Streptophyta; Magnoliopsida; Brassicales; Brassicaceae. The transcript has 3 exons.
AAAAGAAAAAGGUAUAUAUAUGUAUGAUCAGAUGUUCAUAAACCCUAAUGCACGUUUCCUCUCCCAAACCUGAAGCCGCCGCCACCGCCACCGUAAUUGAUCCUGAGUAAAUGGAUUCGAGUUACUCCGAUUCUCGUCCCAUGUUCGUGCAAUCGCCUUGGAAGACGAAUGAUUCAAUGCCUUAUCCGAUGAUGAUGAACAACGAACAAUCUGAAUCACAGCCUUCCUUGAAAAGGCCAAGGCUUAACGAUGACACCACGUCGAGUAACAACAAUUCUUGGAUGGCUCCUCCAUCGUCGAACACUCCUCCUGUGAACAGGGGGACGGCUAAGAUAUUCUACAAGACGAGGAUGUGUGCAAAGUUCAAGGCAGGGACUUGUAUGAACGGAGAUCCUUGCAAUUUCGCACACGGCAUGGAGGAUCUGAGGCAACCUCCUUCUAAUUGGCAGGAGAUUGUUGGACCUCCUCCUGUUGGAGACAGAGGGAGAGAAAGAGAAAGGGAAAGGGAAAGGGAAAGGCCGUCUUCUUCUUCUUCUGUGUCGGCUACGAAUAAUAGUAACUGGGAAGAUGAUCAGAAGAUAAUCUUGAGGAUGAAGCUUUGCAGGAAGUUUUGUUUUGGUGAGGAGUGUCCUUAUGGUGACAGGUGUAAUUUCGUUCAUGAGGAUCUUUCCAAGUUUCGUGAGGAGUCUGGGAAAUUGAGAGAGAGCUCGGUGAUAAGCGUUGGUACUGAUCCGUCACUUUCUGUUGAGAAUGGGGGUAGUGGUUCUCAUCAAGUUGAUGUGAAUAGACGUGGAGGUGUCUCUGCACCUGCACCGUUGAACAAUGCUGGUGGUGUCAAGACUGUUUACUGGAAGACUAGGUUAUGUAUGAAGUUUGAGAACGGUCAGUGUCCUUUUGGUGAUAACUGUCACUUUGCUCAUGGCCAAGCAGAACUGCUGCGUCACUCUGUUGGAAAUGGAGAAGCUGUACACGCAGUUGCGUCUUUGAGUAAACAAACGGUGGUGUCUGCAAACGAAGCAUUUGCGAUGAGACCAAAUGCAGCACAAGUAGUAACAGCAGAUUCUUGUGGUCUUAACGAUGAAGGGAGACGACAGAAGUGUUUGCUCAAGUGGAGUGACUCCAAGAAGAUUAAUCGAAUCUAUGGAGACUGGAUUGAUGAUUUACCAGUGGGUCAAAAGUCCACCAAGCCAGUAGAGAGCUAGAGUCUUCCUAGUUCUGGUUCCAUUUGUCUUCUCUUUGAUGAUCACAGGUGAAAAUUUUGAACAGUAGAAAUAAAUCUCUUAAUCUGGUUUCAUUAGCAAUUCUUUGAUUGGCUUUGUUCUUGAUGAACUACAUAUAAUAUAUACUGCUUAGGAUUUCAAUGUA